ACUUCCCUCAGUAAAAUUAGAGACUAAGAUGGGUUGUUUUUCUUUGAAAAUCGUCAAGAUUACAUAUAGAACGUUUGGAGUGUAAUGAGAAUAACUUGGUUAGGUGCCAAUUUAUGCCUAAAAUGCCAGACAAGUUUGCAUGUGGUGAUCGGAGUCUAGUUUCAGUUGUGGCUUAUGUUAAUUCAAUUUCCCUGGUUUGAUUAUCCAUUUCCACAUAGUUAGUGUCAUGUUGACAAAAAAAAAUAGAUUUAGGGUCUAUACAAAUACUGUUUAGUCUUCAAAUAUGCGCAUUUUGAAUUGCAAAAGAAAAAAAUACUAAAUAAAAUUAAUUCAAACAAAAGCUUUCAAUAGAUUACUUAGUGUUAUUCAAUAGGUGAUUUAAAAUCAAUUUUCAAGUUUUGCAAUCAAAUAAAAUUCCAAAUGUAAAUAUAGUUUUUAGUCAAUGAAUUUUAAAAUCUCUACAGUUUACCUUAGAUUUAGAUUUCAAUUAUUUAUUCAUCGAAAUCCACCACAAAUAAUUUGAAAUCAAUUUUAAAUACAAAAUCUUUCUAAAUUCUUUGAAGUUGAAUAACACUAAAUUUUAAAUUUUAGAUUUAAAUUAUUCGCUGAAUAACACCAAUUUAAAUUAGAUUUAUAAAUACCAUAUCCAAUAAUACUAGAUUUUAAAAUAGAAUUUAGAAUCAUCAUUUGAAUAACAUUAAAUUUUACUUAGAUUUAAAUUCUAUUAAAAUAUAUUAUUGAAUAACACAGGAAAAAGAACCCAAUUCAAUCAAAAGUUGACCAUUUAACAUUUGGCAAAAAAUUAAUUAAUAUUCAAAAUACAAUAACAUUUGAAAUUUAAUGUAUUUCUAUGUUUGCAUUAUCAUACUAAUUAUUAUGUUGAAUUUUAUUGUAUUUCCAAAAAAAGUUAUUGACUUUUCUGCGAAAGCGUGCGAGUCUUAAGUUUAUAUGGGAGUCUUAAUGUGUAUAUAAGACUUGUUAGCUGUUGUUAUAUGACAGAUAUCUACACCUUAUUUUAAAAACUUCACUUCCUAAAUAAUAAAAGUUAAAGAUAUUUGUUUUCAUCUUCUUCGUAUUUCACUAUGGCAGAUGAGAGACCUAACCGCCCUAUGUAAGUUUUUAUGAUUUUUUUGUUUUUCUAUUUCUUAUUCUACAAUAUUAAUAAGAAAAUCUGUCAAAAUUGAUUAUUUUCUCUUAAAAUUAAGAGUGGUUUAUUUUUUAUUUUUGGUUGAAUCAGAUAACAGAAUUUUUAUAUAUAUUGUUAAAAAAAUUAUGCUCAUGGUUAAAUAUUAGUAAUUUAUGCUUUAAUUUUGUUAUAAAUCUAAGUUUUUCAUAUAUAAAUACAUGAAAAUUUACAUCAUUCUUUUAUUUAGUUAAUGUCAUAUCUUCCAGUUUAAUCAAAUAUUUCAAAAUAAACAUAAAUAUUACAUAGUGAAUAAUACAUAAAAUGACAAACCAUUUUCCUUUGUGUUAAUGUCUUCAUUAGGGUGAGGAUAGAUUGGUCGAAUCUUCUUCCUGAACUUUUGAGAUUGGUAAUGUUUCGUCUCCUUGUAAAAGAUACCAUAUGUGCAUCCGCAGUCUGUAAGGCAUGGUAUGAAUCUAGUGUUUCUUGUCUGAUGAAUAACCGUCGUCCAUGGUUUAUGAAAUACUCUUUAACAUCACAUAGAGGGCCUUGUGAGUGGUAUGAUCCCAUGCAGAGGAUGUCAUACCUCACAUAUAUCCCAGAAAUAAUAGGCAUGUCGGUCUAUCACGCAAAAGAUGGUUGGUUGCUUAUGUACAAAGAUGGUUCAUCCGAGUCAUUCUUCUUCAACCCAUUUACUCGAAAGCUUAUAAAUCUGCCUAGUUGCGAACAUUAUAACGAAUCUGCGGCUUUCACAUGUGCACCCACGUCAGAAGGUUGUUUGGUUUUUGGUGUGACAAACAUCGACAGAGACAACAACUUUGUUGGAAUCAACACUCUUAAGAUUGGAGAAACCAAAUGGGAGACUACUCAUUUUAAGAGUUUUGGAGGUCUUUUCACUUCUAAAAUCAAUAUUAUUUUUUUGGAAGGUCUCGUUCACUGUUUUGGUUGGUUAGAUUGGAUUCCGGUUUUUGAUCCAUCCAACCGAACCUUGGUCAACCACAUGGCAGAAUAUGAUAGGAGCCUCGAACUUUCAUCUGGAUGUUACUUUGUAGAGAUAAAAGGAGAUAUCUUCUUCGUAAAAACAGGUGGUGAGAAGCUACGAUUUUUUAGAUUAAAUCGAAAUAAUAAAGGUUGGAGUUGGGAAGAGAAGGACAAAAUCGAUGAAACGUCAACGAUCUUCGGGGCUUCUUGCGGAUCUGUAUGUAGAUCAGACCUUCCAACCAGUUUGAGAAACAAGCUACUCUUAUCCAAUGCACCUCACCCGAUGAUCAAAACUUAUUUUUCUGAUGGAGAAAAGUAUCUCACAAAUGAUUCAGGCACUCCGUUUUGGGAUAGACAUCCCAAAUAUCAAUGUGUUUGGAUUGAACCUCCCAAACAAUGCAUAGAUUUUAUUUGAGUCAAGCAUUUGACAAAGAUAGCUCUGCAAAACUUUUAUUUUCUUGUUGUUUCUGGUUUAUUGUUGUCAAGUUGGUUUUGUUUUAUUUUAUUAUACAUUUCAGUUAUAUCUAUGUUUCUGCUAAAUCUAUAAAAUAAUUUGGAAAAGAAUAAUUUACUGUACUUACAAUUGAUUAUCCAAAAAUCAUAACAAUGUUUUUUUUUUGUUUUUUACGACUUAAUACAGAAUUAGUGUUUCUUAAAAAUAUAUCAGAAUACUAAAGGUUAUUGCUCUAAUAUCCUUUUUGUUUGUAUUAUUUGUAAAAAGAUCAAAUGUCUAUAAACCCUAAAGAUAAACCAUUAAUCUUAUGUUGAUGAAAAAACAUUUGAUCUUAUGUUGCAAUAGAAAUUCUAAUAAGAUGAAUUUUGUAAUAACACCAAAAAUUAACACUAAAUUCUGAAAAAAACCUUUUCAAAAAAUUAAAACAUAAGGUCAAAAAACCUAUUAGUCAAUGUACGAAUUUUGCUAAGCAAUUAAAUUGUGAGGGUGUUCAUAACUAAUAACUUUGAAUUUUUCAGUUAUUUUGGUGAAUCAUUAAUUUUCAAGCUCAAAAUAUAUUAUAUACCAUUGACUAAAAUAUACUUCUACAUUCAAAAAAAAUAAAUGCUAUUUUAUUAACUAAUGCCACUAUUGAGUCAAUUGUACAUCCAAAAAUAGCAUGAGGUUUAGAAAAUCUGACCAACAAGCAUGGCUAAUAAAUAAGUGAAGAAGAACAAAUCUAGUACUCUUAAAAACACUAAACUCCGAUAGACUGAAAGUAAAACUUUGGUUUAGUUCAAAGAACCGGCUUAAAU
This is a messenger RNA of Brassica napus (rape), 3352 nucleotides long. Its product is annotated as F-box protein At4g00893-like. The record is from RefSeq and is a predicted model, not a curated record. The transcript has a single exon. NCBI's taxonomy places the organism in Eukaryota, Viridiplantae, Streptophyta, Magnoliopsida, Brassicales, Brassicaceae. The coding region runs from base 1536 to 2519 and encodes 327 amino acids.